This is a messenger RNA of Pocillopora meandrina, 1094 nucleotides long. The record is from the annotation of a GenBank genome assembly. Lineage: Eukaryota; Metazoa; Cnidaria; Anthozoa; Scleractinia; Pocilloporidae.
AUGAAAGAUAAACAAGAUGGCUCUCUUUGGAAGGAGAAUCCUGAAGAAAUCAAAGAUUCUUUACUGUCUGUUAACGUGUCUGGGAACAAAGCAAAAGUGUUAGGUAAACCAUCUUUGGACGCGAGUGAUUCACCUCAGCAGAAUGUUGACGAAAAUUCUCAAGUUGAAAUGUGUUACAACGACAAGAAAGGUGCGUUCUCCUGGUUAAACUUUUCUUUCUUGAUUUCCUACACCCUAAAAUACUGAAACAAUCAUGAGUGUUCGUCACAGGAACUCUGAACGAUUUGAAAUAGUUUCAUCUAAGAGGAUUUGGGAUCUAAAAGAAGAGGAAAAAUUGCCGUACAAUUGUUUCGUUUCAAAUUCGCAUGAACAAAACUUGUGUAUUCAAAAGAAGAUAAACUCAAGCAUGACUCUUUGCGCUUGAUCAAGGUGUUUUUUCUAGGUGAUCAACUAUUCCACUUACUUAUAAUGAAAUGAAACUUUUUUUGAUAGUUUUCCUUUCUGUGAGCGAAUACAAUUAUAAGCUGAAAGUCUUCAAAUGCAAACUUGUUAGGAACGAACAUUUGAGGCCAAAUCUAUUUUUUUUUCGAGAUAUUUCAACGGAUUAAAGACUUGCUACACUUUAAGUUUUAUUUUUAGUGACAUUUGUUAUGGUUUGUCAUUUGCAAUUGUCAGUUGAAUCACGAACGUGUUUGGCUCCUUCUUGCAAGUGCGCGUAAUUUUAGCUACCUAAUUGUGAACACACCAAUUUUGCAGGUUUACAGGGGGGGGGGGUAAGUUUCUAAAGAAACUGUGAUGAUCCGUCGAAGGGCUAACGCUCUAAACGUCAGCUCUAGAAACUGUCAACGAUGGCCAAUUUACAUGAUCAACUCAGUUAAUAAAACCAAAUUAUCUUGAGAGAUUUAAAGUUUGCUGUUUUUGAUUGUUCAGAUGCUGCUGAAGAAUUCAAAGAUAAAUACCCAGCGCAAUCCAGCAAGUCCCGCUCUUCAUUCUCAGUGGAGCAGGUGUUGCAAUUAGAACGAGUUUUUGAACGACAGAAAUACCUGGGCUCCAGAGACAGGCAAAGGACUUGCAGAGCAGCUUCAGAUGACUGA